CUUUAGUUAAACGUCUAUAGUAUUCAAAGUCCUUUCUUCAAUUUUCAUACUCUUCUUAACCCAACUUUUGAGAAUAUCCUUUUACAAUCUUCCCAUCUUCCGAUAUGUCAAAUACCACCCACACCACUGCUCCUAUUCCCCUCAAAUACCAAGAAGUACCCCCUACAACUGCCGACCUCGACUAUGCAGAUCUCAUUACCCUCGACCUAUCUCUUUUCAACACACUCAAAGGGAAACACCAGCUCGCAACCCAACUCAAAACCGCCAUCAGCACGCUCGGCUUCUUCUACGUUACAAACUUCGGACUCCCCCCCACAAAAAUCGAUGAGCAAUUUGGAAUCGCGCAAUCUCUAUUCAACAUGCCCGCAGAUGAGAAAAUGAAAUUCCGCGUCGAUGCAAAGAAGCAAGGGUUCUUCGGGUACAAACCGGCCGGCUCACGUCCCGCUAAAUUCGGACUUCGAGAUAAUCUAGAACUGUUUGAUGAUCCGAAAUAUUCUGAUCCCUAUAAGGCCACCGAACGUCCGGCAGCACUGGAGAAUAAGAGAAAGGAGUGUGAGGAAUUUGGACGACAUAUGCAUUUUCACGUCCUAUACCGUCUCCUUUAUCUGUGUGGAAUUAUUAUGGAACUCCCAACCCCAUCAGCACUCUGGGACUUGCGUAAUUAUGAUGAAGAAAGCCAGUGCCACUUACGGUAUAUGUUGUAUCACCCUCGAACGCCUGCCGAGCUGGAAAUCAUGGAGAAGAACAAGCUAGAGGAGAAUGUAUACGGCCAUACCGAUUUCGGGUCGCUUACUUUGUUGAUGCGGCAACCGGUUGCGGGACUACAGGUUAGGGUUGAGGACGCAAAUGGAGAGAAGAAGUGGAAGUGGGUGAGGCCGGUAGAGAACAGCUUAACGGUGAAUGUCGCCGACACGUUGAGUUUUCUAACGGGCGGGUACCUCAAAUCUACUGUCCAUCGUGUCGUGCUCCCUCCUUCGGACCAACGCCAUGUUCCCCGCUAUGGGGUUAUCUAUUUCUCGGGUCCGAAUGACAAUACGCUUCUCCGGCCUAUCGAGAGUCCAGUGCUGAAGAGAAUCUUGGGCGAAAAACCAAGGGAGGGGGAGAAUGUAGGGUUGCAAGGGAGGGACUUGCCUCCGGAUACGACGACGGCUGGGGAAUGGGUUCGAGUCAGGUUCGGCAGUAUCGAUAAAAAUUAUCAGACGAAUAAAGAUAAUGCGGUAGAGAUUGGAAAUCGGAGUACAGUGGUUAUGAACCCCGUUUGGAAUCACCAUAGCUUAUUCUUCGGACUAAGCGGCAAACCCAUAUAUUUAUACCUUAUGUCCUCCGAUACUCAUUUCAACCAUGACGUCAAGUGUACUCGAUGUUAUGGAUAUCAAAACCUAGAUAUGGACACCCCCGGCAUGAAUGCUCACAGAUCUGCGAUACACACUAACGAAACGGUAACAGACUGGAAAAUUGCAGAGAUCCUGUCCAUGAUAAGACUGAAGCAAGCGCGGAGAAAACAUAAUGGCAAUAGUGGGCAUGGGGCGAUUCGACUCAGUUUUCCAUUCACGGGUCAGCUAGCAUUCGCAAGCCAAGGGGCAUAA
Lindgomyces ingoldianus is the source of this 1586-nucleotide messenger RNA. Its product is annotated as Clavaminate synthase-like protein. The record is from RefSeq and is a predicted model, not a curated record. Gene Ontology annotation, molecular function: dioxygenase activity. NCBI's taxonomy places the organism in Eukaryota, Fungi, Ascomycota, Dothideomycetes, Pleosporales, Lindgomycetaceae. The transcript is spliced from 6 exons. The coding region runs from base 105 to 1586 and encodes 493 amino acids.